Molecule: messenger RNA, 487 nt
Organism: Neolamprologus brichardi
Lineage: Eukaryota; Metazoa; Chordata; Actinopteri; Cichliformes; Cichlidae
Source: RefSeq, a predicted model, not a curated record
CAUCAGGUCACGUGCACUGAUGGUGGCUGUCUGGUUGCAGUGUAAGGUGUAUCUGGUGGAGGACGUGCUGAUGAACUUCCUGCUGGGGAUUCUGGAGGGAGGAGGUUCGGUGGACGAACACCCGCUCAUCCAGCAGCUGCUCGACCUCUUCUGGCUGCUGAUGGAGGACCACGAGGUGAACGAGUGUCUGAAGCAGCUCAUGAUGUCCUUACUCAGGGCCUACCGCUUCUCCCCCAUCAUCCCAGACUUGGGCUUCCAGAUCCACUACCUGCGGCUGACCACGGCCAUCCUGCGCCACGAGAAAUCCAGGAAGUACCUGCUCAGCAACGUCUUGUUCGACGUCCUGCGCUCGGUCGUGUUCUUUUACAUCAAGACUCCUCUGAGGGUGAAGGAGGCGGGGCUAGAGGAGCUCAUCCCGACCACCUGGUGGCCCACGCACUUCGACAAAGAGGUGAGAGAAACCGAGGCUCUGCCGUUUGUCUCCUGA